AAAACCGAAGCUUCUUACGCUAAAACCCUCAUUCUACACUCGUACAGCUACACGCGUCCUUAAACCCCUAAAAAUGUCAUCUCUAACUCGCGUCCUCCGCCGCACCUUCUCCACAACCCCAAACCCACAGCCCGACUCCGUUCGGAAAUUCUCGGAGGAUCUCUACAAAGAGCGGGACCUCAAGCGUCUCGUUGAAAAAUUCAAGAAAUCUUGCGAGUACAGCCGCUUCCGCAGACGAAGCGGCAUCUAUGAAGAUAUUGUUCGUCGCCUUGCUUCAGCUGGGCGCUUCCAAUGGAUCGAAGAAGUCCUGGAAGAUCAAAAGAAAUACCAAGAUAUUUCCAAAGAAGGCUUUGCUGCUAGAUUAAUCCAUUUGUACGGUAAAUCGGGCAUGUUUGAGCAAGCUUACAAGGUGUUUGAUGAAAUGCCGAAUAGAGGAUUGCUGUCUUUCAAUGCUCUUAUGGGAGCUUGCGUGAAUGCCAAAAAGUUUGAUAAGGUUAAUGGGUUUUUCAAGGAGCUGCCGGAAAAGUUGUCAGUUGAGCCAGAUUUGGUUUCUUAUAAUACGGUUAUAAAGGCUUUCUGUGAGAUGGGUUCUUUAGAUUCUGCUGGAUUGAUGCUUGAUGAGAUGGAGAAGAAGGGUGUGCAGCCGGAUGUGAUUACUUUUAACACGCUUUUAUACGAGUUUUUUAAGAAUGGAAGGUUUGAUGAUGGGGAGAAGAUAUGGGGUAAAAUGGUGGAGAAAAAUGUGGAGCCUGAUAUUAGGAGUUAUAAUGCUAAGUUGCUUGGAUUUUCAACUGAAAAGAAAAUGAAAGAGGCAGUUAACUUGGUUGAAGAAAUGAGGAGUAAAGGACUUAAGCUUGAUGUGUUUACCUUCAAUUAUAUGAUUAGAGGAUUUGUUAAUGAGGGAAAAUUGGAAGAAGCUAAAGAGUGGUAUAAUCAGAUAGGGAAAAAUGAAUGUGCACCAGAUAAGCUGACUUUUACGAUGUUAGUUCCAUUCCUUUGUGAGAAGGGUGAUUUGAGUUUUGCCAUUGAGCUGUGCAAGGAGAUUUUUGGUAGGAAGAAAUUGGUUGAUGCUGCAUUGUUACAGCGAGUGGUGGAUGAAUUGGUCAAAGCCUCCAACAUUGAAGAUGCAAAGGAACUCGUGAAGCUUGCUAAGACGAAUAAUUUCUGUCGUUAUAAGAUGAAAAUGCCUGCAGAGUAGUGCCAUGGUUUUACCAUAGCUAUUUUAUCUUUCAUUUUAGUUAAUCUAGUCUGAACGAGUAUCUAAAAGCAAGUGGUUUUUUUUUACCUCUUGCAGCCAACUACUUUCAUGUUAGUGGCGGAGGUAAUAUUGAUCUGUUUUCUACUCAGUGGUUUUCUGCAGCUUUAGCUUUUGGUAUCGAACCUCAAAGUUACAUGAUGAAUUGAAUUUUGGAACUGAAACUUUGAUAAUCAUCUUUGUUUUGCAGUUGGUAUUUUAUAUUAGCUCUGUUUUGGGAUCAAAAUGAAUUGUAUGAUUUUGGGAUGCGCCUGUUCUCUCUACUUGAACUGCAACACUUCAACUGUAAACCUAAAGCAAAACUUCAAAAACAUACAUCAUCGAUGGUACUGAAGAGCUUCUUGGUGAGGUCCUUGAGAGUUUUCUUCUCAUCUUUGGACUUGGCAGCAAUGACGGUGUUGAGGUCAUAGCGGAGAUACUCGGCCUUGAGACGGAGAUCAUUCAUGACAUAAGGCCAGGCUUUUUUGUCAAUCAAGUUCUUGACACCCAGAAUGUCCUUGGCUGAUUCCUUUGCUCUCUGUGCUGCCUGAGCUGGAGUAAGUGGUUGGAGGAAGAACCUGUCUUUGUAUGGCAGAACAAGGUCUCUUGGCUCAUCAGAGUUCAGAGUUCCAGCUGCCGACAUGCCGAUUUCAUCAUCAAAUUACAAAAUUUGAACAUUUAUAAAAUAUAUAAUGAUUCCAUUUUUCCAGCUAAAA
Gossypium arboreum is the source of this 1950-nucleotide messenger RNA. Its product is annotated as pentatricopeptide repeat-containing protein At1g55890, mitochondrial-like. Gene Ontology annotation, molecular function: protein binding. Gene Ontology annotation, cellular component: chloroplast. The transcript has 2 exons. Lineage: Eukaryota; Viridiplantae; Streptophyta; Magnoliopsida; Malvales; Malvaceae. The record is from RefSeq and is a predicted model, not a curated record. Bases 74 to 1198 code for a protein of 374 amino acids.